GUGAACUUUUUGCUAUGGUUGCGCGAAUAUACCUCUGCUUAUGGCCAGCCAUACCACAGUAGUAGCAUUAUCACACCAAACGCAGUCACUGGCACAUCUUUAUGGAGUUGCCUUUCCACUCCGCCUAUACAAAAAAGUCCAGCCCUGAUCAUUGGAAAUGAAUAACGAAGCAACUAUAGAGGGCGUUCAAGACGGGUCUACGGCUUCGAAACCCGCCUAUUCGGACUUCUCUAGCGAUCCAAGAUGCACAAUGAACGAACAGUCUGGAAAGUGGAAUUAUGUCGGCGACGAUGGCGUGUCUUAUGAAUAUGACGAAACGAUCGGUGCUUGGUUUCCAAUGUUCGACGAAAGCCUUGUAGAAGCACAGCAGUCGGCUUAUGCUGUCGAAGGCGUGGAUAUAUCGGAACCGGCAGUCACGCCAAGCAGAAAGAAGAAGGUUUAUACAUCUAACGAAGAUGAUCAUCCUAACAAAAAGCAAAAACGUGAUGUAAAGCCCAAACCAGUCAAAGCCAUCUAUGUGACUGGAAUACCAUUGGAUACAACAGUAGAUGAAGUUAAAGAAGUGUUUUCGAAAUGUGGUGUUAUCAUGGAAGAUAUAGCCACUGGAGAACCCAAAAUCAAAUUAUACAAAGAUGAAGGUGGAGCUUUGAAGGGAGAUGCUUUGAUUACAUUUUUCAAAGAGGAUUCCGUUCCACUGGCUAUUAAUUUACUGGAUGAUGCAGAGUUUCGACUUGGUGAUGCAGCAAGCAAGAUUCGUGUGCAACAGGCUGAAUUUAAGGAAAGAGACCCAUCAGCCAUUACCCAGAACAAAAAGUCAACUAUGGAGAAGAUGAAAGCUAGGAAGAAACUACAUCAAUUGCAGAGAAAAUUAGACUGGGUUGAUGAUGAAGUAGGCAAGAAGAACGAAAAGUUCCGCAAGAUUAUCAUCCUAAAGAAUAUGUAUACGCAACAGGAACUUGAUGAUGACCCGGCGUUACUUUUGGAACUGAAAGAUGAUGUACGAGAAGAAUGUGAAAGACUAGGAGAGGUCACAAAUGUUAUUAUGUACGAUAAAUCCCCGGGCGGCAUUAUAUCCGUUCGAUUCAAGGAACCUGAGAGUGCUGAGGCAUGCAUAAAGCUUAUGGACAAGCGAUACUUUGCUGGCAAGCAAAUCAGCGCUGAGAUUUAUGAUGGAACGACUAAAUAUCAAAAGAGUGGAUCUAAUGAUGCAGAGGACGACGAAGCAGAAAAGGCUCGUCUUGAGAAGUACGCAAAAUGGUUGGAGUCACAGGAAGAAGAUAUCGAAGAAAAUAAUAGAGAAAGGGCAGAAAGAUUGGCUACGAAGUCGUAGUUGGAGCCAAAAUCUUAAGAGCCAAGCCACAUUCCAACCUCACUGUAAAACGAGAGCAUGCAUUCGCAAUUCAAUAAAUCCUACUACGAACCAGACCCACUUAAAUAAUACAAUAUGUCUGACUCUGAGAAAGGAAUCGAAAAGAAGGAAGGAGGUUCAGAACACAUCAACCUCAAAGUUGUUGGCAAUGACCACAACGAAGUUUUCUUCAAGAUUAAGCGCUCCACU
Messenger RNA from Umbelopsis ramanniana AG, 1558 nucleotides. RefSeq lists its product as uncharacterized. Bases 158 to 1330 code for a protein of 390 amino acids. Gene Ontology annotation, biological process: mRNA splicing, via spliceosome. The transcript is spliced from 10 exons. Gene Ontology annotation, molecular function: RNA binding. Gene Ontology annotation, cellular component: U2 snRNP; U2-type spliceosomal complex. Lineage: Eukaryota; Fungi; Mucoromycota; Umbelopsidomycetes; Umbelopsidales; Umbelopsidaceae. The record is from RefSeq and is a predicted model, not a curated record.